UUUUGCAUAUUUGUGAACUCCCUACUCAUGUACCCUGAGCAGUCCUCUACAUCAUCAUUUAAUGUUUGUUGUCCAUGCAGGCAAACAGUCUGAUUUCACAUGGUGUCUAUGGCUGGAUGCCCUUUCUAACACCAACCACUCCAAGAGUGUAAUGCAUGCUUUUAAGUGCUACUGGCAUGGGUGCCAUUUACAUGACACCAGUAUCUGUCGCAACUGUAGUUUUGCUCGGCUUGAUGGGUCCUCUUCUCAAGCAUGACGUAAUGCCAAAGGUCUCGGUCAUUGCCUCCAUGAGGCUGAACACUUGAAGGGUGCUCAACCACUUUGCCUCUGUGAGGCCCAAUGUUCAAAAGGUGCCUUUUUGUGCCACUGGCACAGAUGCCAGUAGUGUGAUACCAGCAUCAGCUACAACUAUGAUCUCACUUGGCUUGACGGGUCCUCUCAAGCACAGCACAUUGCCAAUGGUCUAGGUCACUAGUCAUUGACUCCUUGAGGUCCAAAGUUCGAAGAUCAUGCAUCACCACCUUGUCCCAUGUCUUCCUGCGUCUCUACGAGUUGGGGGGAAAAAAAAACAACCCUCCCUAAGAAAAGAAAAAGCACCUUCAGUAAUUUCCAGUCUGUGCAUCUCUGCUACACACCAAAUUGAAGCAAAAAUAUAAUUAUAGAGCAGCGUCUUCUCAUCUGCCAUCAAGCUCCACUUACAAUAACCACCCUUGUGUACCCUUACAUCUCCCUCAUCACCCCUCCUACACUUUGCCUAUUAUCACCCUACCUUCUGAUCUAUCUUUCCUGAGCCACUUCUAUCUCUCUCACCUUACAUCUCUCCUUACUGAUAUUUGCCAUCAACUGCACCUUCACUCUUGUUCAUCAUUUUCUACAUUCACCUCUACUCCCAAUUCUAGCCAUUUGUUACUCUCCCCUCACACUCUUAUGUACCCACUCUCUUCUCUCCCCUAACCCAAUGUCCAUAUCCUCUCUUAUACUCACCUUCUUGUACCUUGGAGUGACCUCAAUAGCACUCUAUUACUACCAUCUUUAUGUCUUUUCCAAGCAUUCCCACCCACCCCUAUAUAAUGUUCAGUAGCCAUCAAUUUUCUCUAUAGUAAAACACCUGUGCUUGUCUCACUCUGAUAGUGAGACAAGCACUUUCAAUACCUGGUAUAAAGUUACCUCCCCAUUCAAAUACUCCUCACUACUUAGUAGUGAGAGCUUUUCCUUUUUCCAUCUUUUAUUUUUAUUUAUUUAUCUUUUUGUCUUGCAAAUUACUUGGCAAUCUCACUUGUGCUACUGGCACACACACAAAAACACCCAGUUCACACUGUAAAAUGGUUGACAUUAAGAAGGGCAUCCAGCUGUAGAAAAACAAUGUCAAAGUUGACACUGGAGCUUGGCAUUGUCCACUGGAUCCUGUCAAAUUGUCCAACACAUGCCAGCAUGGAAAAUAGAUGUUAAAUAGUGAUAACAAACCCAACUUAGUGUAUUUUACAAUAAUUAUAAUGAAAAAACAUUUGGUUUAAUUAUUCUGAGGAGGGUGGGGAUUUCCCGAGUAGGAGGAUCAAAAGCAUAGGGAAGUUUAAUGAUGCUAGUGUGAUUAAUACAAAGUUUAAAACGUUCAAGAUUAGUAUUUGAUGAAAGGGAAGGAGAUUCUCCUCUGAGCUGUUACUUGGAUUGAAACUUUAACUAUUGAUAAAAUACAGAUAGCACAGAUUUGCGAUAAUAUACAAAUAAAUCCCAGAAGAAAUUUAUUUUAAUACAAAUCGAUAAAAAUUAAUAUUGUUAAAAAAGAAAGGAAUCCAAAAGACUAUUGAAUAAUGAGAGUUUAUUAUAGAGAAGAUUGCUUUUAUGUAGGUGUGAUCUUCACACCAGUUGUUGUUUGACCAAUAUUGCUCAUGAUUAGGUAGAACUAGGUAAUUUAACUGUGAUCAUCUCAGUGUUCUCACUAGGCAAGACUUUGAAGAUUCUGCCAUGCCAUGCCAUGUGUUCUUUCUUUAAGAUGCAUGAUAUGAUUUCAGGAAGAUUUGGAUGCUUUUUCUAGCAGAUCAGAAAACUACACAGAGGCUUUCUUCAUGGUAUUUCUGAUAUGUUUGGUUCCCUCCAUUAAUUAGUUGUUUUUUAACUAAUAACGCGUCCUUAAAUAAUUCACCAGUCAACUGGAAAAAAAGACUUAGUCAAAUAACAUGCUUGACUAAUUGAGUCUUUGAAGUUAAACAGUGCAUGUAGGGAUGUGUAUAUAUAUAUAUAUUCAUUGAGUCAGUUCCAGAAUUAUUUUUGCUUUAAGCCUAUCUACAUUCAACUUGCUGCAAUAUGCUGAAACAAAUUGUGGUAUGUGUGUGUAACUCAGUGUUAGUUAUUAGCAUUGUCGUUCUAAUUCGCACGUUUACCUUCGAUAUAAGAAAUGACACUAUCAGUCCUUGUCAGCAAACAGAGGAACAUUUGAAGAUUGAUGUUGAAACAAAUCCACAAAAAAUAGACAUUUUUCGCCAAGCCCUAAGAUUUAAGACCAUUUCUUGGAGUCCUGGUGUUUAUGAUACUGAAGAACUGACUAAGUUCCGUCUUUUCAUCGAGCAAACCUAUCCAACUGUCCACAAGUCACCUUUUGUGAAAUAUGAAGUUGUAGCUAAUUACAGCAUGCUGUAUACUGUUGAAGGAAGUGAUAAAAAACUCUUACCCUAUUUGUUAACAUCACAUUUAGAUGUAGUUCCUGUUACAGAAGAAAACUGGAAAUUCGAUCCUUUUGCAGCUAAACUCUACCAGGGUUACAUUUAUGGUAGAGGUACUUUGGAUGUAAAAUGUAGUGUUAUAGGUAUCAUGGAGGCUUUGGAACAUGCUCUAAAAUCAGGUUUUAAACCCAAGAGAUCUUUCUUCAUUGCAUUUGGACAUGAUGAAGAGGUUACUGGCUAUGAUGGAGCAUAUCAUAUAGCUCAGACUCUUGAAAGUCGAGGUGUUCAGUUGGAAUAUCUAUUGGAUGAAGGCCUCGCAAUAGUCAAAGAUUUUUUUAAAGGUUUACAUCCAGUUGCCAUGAUUGGUGUUGUUGAAAAGGGUCAAGCAAUUGUGAAACUUUCUGUCAAUGGAACAGCUGGUCAUUCAGCAAUUCCUCCACCUGAAUCUGUCAUUGGCAUUUUGUCUACUGCUAUACGCAGAAUUGAAUCAAAUCCACAACCUGAUUUGUUUGGUACUGGAGCAGAACGAGCUAUGUUUGAACAUCUUGCUCCUAAGUUGCCUUUCCUACCUCGUAUGGUACUGUCCAAUCUUUGGUUAUUCAGACCUGUUGUGUCAUGGGUUUUGUCUCGCCAACCACAAACAAAUGCUCUUAUCAGGACUGUGAAUGCUGUAACCAAGUUUAAUGCUGGAAUAAAGGAUAAUGUGCUUUCUGACUCAGCUGAAGCUGUAAUUGAUUACCGCAUCCAUCCUUCACAGACACUUGAACAGCUAUUUGAUUUUCAUCUCAAAAUUAUCAAUGAUGAUAGGGUGAAAACUACCCUUAAGAACUACAUAGCACCUUCUCUUAUUUCACCUUAUGAUGAUGCUAGUUUUGGUUACCAUACAGUGAAAAACAGCAUCAGAGAAGUAUUCCUUGAUGUUCUAGUUGUGCCAGGUGUGACAGUUGGCAACACAGAUACUCACCACUAUAAACAUUUGACAAAAAGUAUCUAUCGAUUCACCCCAUCAGUUUUAACUCCAGAGUCUACAAAUAUGAUUCAUGGAGAUAAUGAAAAGAUAUCAAUAUGGAAUUAUGAAAAAGUUGUCAAUUUUUAUCAUCAUGUAAUUUUGAAUUCAGAUCGUGAUAAAAUGAAUUUUAUUAACAAACAUGUUGAAUUAUAACAAAACAUUUAUUUUUGAAGUGUUUCUUUGUAAUA
Molecule: messenger RNA, 3854 nt
Organism: Octopus bimaculoides (California two-spot octopus)
Lineage: Eukaryota; Metazoa; Mollusca; Cephalopoda; Octopoda; Octopodidae
Product: N-fatty-acyl-amino acid synthase/hydrolase PM20D1.2
Biological process (GO): lipid metabolic process; amino acid metabolic process
Molecular function (GO): hydrolase activity, acting on carbon-nitrogen (but not peptide) bonds, in linear amides
Source: RefSeq, a predicted model, not a curated record